AUGGCCCGAGAAAGUAGUGCCCCGAAUGAGACUGUCAGUCAAGAACGAUCAUCUGCGACCCCUCGCAAAACAGGCACCAAUGGACCAGAAUUUGGCAAGCCUUCGCCCAUCGGUCAGCAGCAAUGGCGGCCCAAGCCUGGUUCCAACCACCCUUUCAACAUCCCCAAGUCCAACCAGGCUCGUCCGGAGCACCACCGCCCUGCCAACCGACCUCAGCAAACAGCUCAACCAUACCAUGGACAUUUAAGCGGGGCUGUUCAAGCUCCUCGAGCACCAAGUGCACAUACCGGUCCAUCCCAAACUACCCAAGCGAAGCGCAGUGAACCAUUCGAUCCCUUCAAGCCCGUCCGCCCUUCCGCAUACAACGACACUCGUACUGCUAUAGCUCCAGGUGCAACUCCGAUAAAGCGCCCUGAAAAUGUCACAUGGUCGACCCCCCGUGCUCCGAGGGCACUUUUCUCGUCAAAGCCGGCAGCUGCGAAACCAUCUGUUCUCCAGAGCUUCGUCGAUUUGACUCGGGAUGCGAGCGACACAAGCAUUCAGAGUGGACGCUCUGUAGGCCAGCGAUCAGAAUUUGGUACUGGGGACAUCUAUGGCUACAUUGAUUCCGAGAAAGCGAAUGAGAACAUUAAGGCUCUCCUUGAAGGUGCAUUUGAAGAUGAGGAGGAAGAAAAACCCCGACCAAAGGCCAAAGGGAAGAACAAGAACAAGAAGAAGAAGAGCCAGAAGCAGCAGAAAGCUGAGAAAGCCGAGUCUGCGGUCAAGGCUAAGAAAGAUGAUGAUAUCGAUGAUUUGGCUGCUCAGCUUGGAGGGGUUACCGUCGACGACAAGAUCUCUGAUUCCGAAGCAAAAGAGCCACAGAAGAAACUUAAGAAGCCAAGUGGUGAGAAGGAGGAUGCUCUAUCACAUGACGAGGCCGAGGCUGAGGAAGAAGAACUAGAGGAAGAUGAUGAGGAAGGGGAAGAGGAAGAUGAUGAGGAGGACGAUGCGAUCGUCGAAGGCUUGAAAGUGACUCUUCUUCCUCAUCAAGUUGAAGGUGUCCGCUGGAUGUGCGACAAGGAAACUGGCCGACGUACGACUAAAGGAAUAUUUCCUAAAGGCGGAAUUCUAGCUGAUGAUAUGGGUCUGGGUAAAACCGUCCAGGCUAUCUCCCUGCUCCUCAGGAACCGCAAAUCACAUAACGAACACAGCGAUAAGUCAGACGAUGCGAGCGUACGCUCAAGCAAGAGCACACUUGUUGUCGCACCACUGGCCCUCAUCAAGCAGUGGGAAGCAGAAAUCAGCGACAAAGUCGAGAAAUCUCACAAGUUGAGUGUCUGCGUUUACCAUGGCACGAAUCGGGCGAAGACAUCAAAGUCCCUCGACGACUAUGAUGUUGUGAUCACAACAUACGGAACUCUUACGUCCGAAUCCGGCACAGCUGCAGCGGACAAGGCGAAGAAGACUGGCAUCUUCUCUGUACACUGGUAUCGGAUCAUCCUCGAUGAGGCGCACACCAUCAAGAACCGCAAUGCAAAAGCUACCCAGGCUGCUUACGCCCUGGAUGCCCAGUACCGCUGGUGCCUGACUGGUACACCGAUGCAAAACAAUUUGGAUGAACUUCAGAGCCUCAUCAAGUUCCUUCGAAUUAAGCCAUACGAUGACUUGGCUGCUUGGCGUGAUCAGAUUACCAGACCGCUUGCCAACAACCGGGGCAACCUUGCCAUCCAGCGACUACAAGUGUACCUUAAAGCUUUCAUGAAGCGCCGUACGAAGGACGUCCUCAAAUCAAAUGAGACGAAAUUGGAUGGUCCGGACGGAGAAGAGAAGAGCUCUAAUGGGUUCCAAAUCGUCAAGCGUGAGGUCAUUCGGGUAGACGCCGACUUUAUGGACGGAGAAAGAAAAUUCUACCAGCGUCUCGAACGACGUACCGAAAACCGCCUCGAGGAAAUGAUGGGCGGUGACAAAGUUGAUUAUGCCGGGGCUUUGGUUCUGCUGCUGCGUCUUCGUCAAGCUUGCAACCAUCCUGAUCUAGUAAAGAGUGAUCUUGCCGGGGACAAGGCAGACGUUCUUCUUCAAAAUGGCAAUGGCAGAAACGAAGCCUCUAAAACCGAGCAGAAGGACCUUGAUGAUGUGGCUGAUCUUUUCGGUGCGCUAAGCGUUUUGACGAAGAAGUGCGAUGAGCUCAGCCCGGGCGAAACAAAAGACGGAGCUACUCUUUGCACCGACUGUGAGACCGAUCUGAACACCAACUUCAUGACUAGAGAGAAAAAGAAGAAGCACAAGUCCAAGAAGCCUCGCAGCAAUCGCAAAGAGGCAGAAGUCAAGGCCUCACAAGCCACAGCUCCUCGUCCUCAUCGAAACAGGCGAGUGGUCUUGGACAGCGAUGAUGAAGAUGAGGCAGAAUGGAUUGUCCCCGAAGCCCAGCGCCCAGCUCCCAACUUGGGCAAGGCCGGUGGAUCUGACGACGAGGAUGCUGAAGGCGGUGGUGAUUGGAUUGGGUCAGAAGACUCAGAUACUGACGAUGAUCAAAUUGAUUCGCCAUCUCGGAAGAAGAGCAAACCGAUCAUACUAGAUGACUCUGAAGACGAGACAGACUCGGAGACAGAAGAAGACUCAGAUGAGGAUAACAUCUACGAAAACCCCACUGUUGGAGAGAAGGGGGAGCUGCCCUCUACGAAGAUUCGUCAUCUCAUGGAAAUACUUCGCAAGGAGGCACCUGACUACAAAUUCAUUGUGUUCUCUGUUUUUACAUCCAUGCUUGACAAGAUCGAACCCUUCCUACGGCGUGCGAACAUCGGAUUCGCCCGCUACGACGGUCAAAUGAGAAACGAUCACCGUGAGGCCAGCCUCAACAAGCUCCGAAACCAUACCGGAACCCGAGUCUUGUUGUGCAGUCUUCGUGCAGGCGCUUUGGGACUCAACUUGACAGCUGCUAGUCGUGUGGUAAUCCUGGAACCAUUCUGGAAUCCCUUCGUUGAAGAGCAGGCCAUAGAUCGUGUUCACCGUCUUAACCAGACUGUUGACGUCAAGAUCUAUCGUAUGGUUAUCAAGAGCACCGUCGAAGAGCGAAUCGUAGCUCUGCAGGACCGCAAGCGAGAGCUGGCAAAUGCCACCAUCGAGGGCAAGUCAGCCGCAGGCAAGCUGAACAUGCGCGACAUGAUGGCUUUGUUCGGACGCGAUGCAGAAAGCCGGUAUAAUGACGGUGAUCAGCAAACCAGUCUGGACUUCAACAAGCCUACUCGUCUUUUGAACGCCGCUGAGGAGCUUAUAUCUUCUACUUCAUCUCUGUAUUCUGGAUAUUCUGAUUACCGAGCCAGAGACCGCAAGAACCCAUCACACAGAUCAACUCCUGAUGACUCAGUGUAUGGUCGGCGAUGGUAA
Molecule: messenger RNA, 3363 nt
Organism: Penicillium chermesinum
Lineage: Eukaryota; Fungi; Ascomycota; Eurotiomycetes; Eurotiales; Aspergillaceae
Product: putative SNF2 family helicase/ATPase
Exons: 3
Coding region: 1-3363 (1120 amino acids)
Cellular component (GO): cytoplasm
Molecular function (GO): ATP binding; ATP-dependent chromatin remodeler activity
Source: RefSeq, a predicted model, not a curated record